UUCAGAAACAACGAACGUCGAAAUCAGAGCGAAAAACCUCGAUUAUUCUCUCAUUUCACCACCAAAUUCGACGAUUUUGGUAUGAAUCUCUUCGUUUUUGAGAGAUCUAUCAAGCCCAGCAGUCCGUUUCUUCGAUCUGCUCGAUGGUUGGCUCCAAACGGCGAAAGAACAGUCGCGGCGGAGCUUCUUCCUCCACUGCUCCGCCAGCUCCGCCAGCUCCGGCGACUUAUGAACUACCUCCGGCGAGCUCUCCUCUCCCUUCUCCAGCGUCUACACGUCCUCCUUGGCCAAGAGAUGAAGGUAUUCGAAUCCCUUCUUCAAUUGUUUGGGGAGUAAACCUUAAGAAAGCAGUAGAGAAGGAUGAGUGUGUGUUUAGAGAAAUUUCGGAACAAUGGGAUGAGUAUGAUACCUUGUUCUAUAAUGCCUGGUUGGGAAUUGAUAUAAGGCCAACUCGAUUCGUUGAUAACAUUGCGAUGAGGAUAAUGGGGAUUCAAAGGGACGUACUUCAUCUUGUUCAGAAGAUUGGUUUAGGAACUAUCUGCUUGAAGCAAUACGAUCUUUAUCCUGAUUUGGUUCGUCAGUUUCUCGCCACAGCCCGUGUUUACUAUGCGAACGAGGUCGUCAAGAACGCUUUGGAAGGUACUCUCACCUUCCUCAUCUACAGAGUUCGUUAUAGGCUACCUUUACGGGAUCUCUGUGGCAUUUAUGGUUUUGAGAGAGACUUCAUUGGAGUUGCGCUUCCAGCACAGUUCCCUGGUGCCCAGAUUUUCUGGUUUCAUUUUGGCAACAAGGCCUAUGACUCCAAGACAUCCACUCAGAUAGAUGUGCGGCAUCCCGUUCUCAGGUACGUCACUCGUGCUAUUGGGAACACUUUUCUGUGCAAGAUGGAACCUGGGAAGAUGAGACUUGCCGAGUUGAUAUUACUCUCCUAUGCUGUUGGUGAUUUGUGUGGAGACGAGUGCUGUUUGCCCAUCAAUGUUAAUAUGGGAGCUGUUUUUGCUCACCACUUGGUAUCUCUGAAGACCAAGCCUUUCUCAGGGACAGGAAAGAAGACUGAGAGUGUUGGCAGUUUGUUGACCCCCAUCUUUCAGCAUUUUGGGAUUCGCACAGAGGGUUGCAGCAUUGUCACUACUCGUUCUCUAAUGAACGAAGAGUAUCUCAAACAUGCGAAAUGGAUUAAGGACGAUUGGCUUUGGUGUUUUAGUGACACAACUGGAGAGCAUAUGGUUCAGUUACCGGAUCCCGAGCUCACAGCUAUUGGUGAGGACCCGCAUCAGUUGCUAUUUGAGCCCGACCCGCGUCUCCUCAUCACUCCUCAGCCUUCUCGACGUCGUCGAAUUCCUCCUCUUCCUACUGCUGAUCCUGGAGCUUCAUCUUCUUCUGCACCAGCACAGUUCGGCACCAGCACAGUUUGAACUGCCACCACCACCAGAUAUUCCCAUGGAGCAAGCUGCUUUCCAGAGAUACAUGGUUCAGAGUGUUCACCAGAUAUGGAACGCGAUCGCUUCUCUCUCUCGUUGUGGAUGUGUGCGCCCCACUCGUCGUCGUCCACGUUCCCGCUCUCCACCUGCUGAUGAUCAGGGUGAUGAGGCUUAGUUCCUUAGCCUUUCCGGUUUAAGUUUUCUAUUUCCUUUUUGAGUCAUUUUUAUUUCUGCUUUGAGUCAGUUUGUUAUUUGCUUUCGCAUUAAAAUUUGUAUGGCAUUAUUAUCUAUUUUGUUGCUUUUGACUUGUGUUUUAGUGUUCUUAACAGUGCUACA
Capsella rubella is the source of this 1757-nucleotide messenger RNA. RefSeq lists its product as uncharacterized. The transcript has a single exon. The record is from RefSeq and is a predicted model, not a curated record. Bases 144 to 1415 code for a protein of 423 amino acids. Lineage: Eukaryota; Viridiplantae; Streptophyta; Magnoliopsida; Brassicales; Brassicaceae.